This is a messenger RNA of Acanthamoeba castellanii str. Neff, 2268 nucleotides long. Its product is annotated as protein kinase domain containing protein. NCBI's taxonomy places the organism in Eukaryota, Discosea, Longamoebia, Acanthamoebidae. Bases 1 to 2268 code for a protein of 755 amino acids. The transcript has 3 exons. The record is from RefSeq and is a predicted model, not a curated record. Gene Ontology annotation, molecular function: protein kinase activity; ATP binding. Gene Ontology annotation, biological process: protein phosphorylation.
AUGUGGAACGACACCGCCAUCCAGAAUCUCAACCCGGAGCUUGCUCCUUUCCUGCCGCAGAAGGCGAUCCGCAUCGUGUACCAGUCCAACAACUCCAGCAUCACGCUCACCUUCAACACGGCCAUGGGCCAGCGCGUGCCCGAGUACGCCCAGGUCAUCGGGUUCGUCAGCGGUUUCGGCGAUUCGCCGGCCAUCAAGAACGGCGCCGGAGUGCCCGUCAACGGCUUCGGCUUUCCGCAGAUGCUCGAUGCCACCACCUACAGCUUCGGCCUCACCAUCUCGCAGCAGCUCACCAAGAAGGUGCUCCCCGUGUCGCUCUGGAACACGGCCGGCCGCCUGGUGAGCCCCACCACCGAGUCUGUUCUCUCCGCCAUCCAGGACAACGUGGACCUUCUCAACAGCGGGGCCGACAUCUACACGCUCUACUUUGCCCCGGGCGAGAACAGCUGGCCCAUCAUCGCCAUCAACUCGAUGAUCUUCCACUCGCGCAACAUGCCCGACUGCCGCAAGGCCAAGGCCCUCGUCGAUUGGAUCUACUGGAUACAGACCGACCCCUUCGGCAAGAGCAUCAUGGACUCCUCGGGCUUCGUGGCGCCGUACCGCGUGCAGGAGUUUACCAAGACCCUCUUCAAGAAGCUCGCCAGCGUCACCUGUGAGGGCGUUCACGUGAGCCAGCUCUACGGCUGCGUGACCGAGGACGGCCUGCUCUGCUCCGACCACGGCACCUGCACCGAGGGCGUCUGCUCGUGCGAAGCGGGCUGGGUGGGGUCCCUGUGCGACACCGUCGACUCCCGUUCCUCAGAUUCGUCUUCGUCGCCCGUCCUGGGUCUCGCCCUGGGCAUCGCCCUGCCGGUCGUCGUGCUCAUUGUGUGCCUGGCACUGUUGGUGGUCCUGAUCGUCUUCCUCGCCAUGCGCCGCGGCAAGGAGACGGAGGCCUUCGUACAGGAGAUGCGGGUCAUGAGCAAGUUGAGACAUCCCAACGUGGUGCUCUUCAUGGCCGCCUGCAAGAAGCCGCCCAUCCUGUGCAUCGUCAUGGAGUACAUGGCCCUGGGCAGCGUGUUCGACCUGAUCAACAACGACCUCGUGCCGGACGUGCCCAUGGGGCUCAAGCUCAAGAUGACGUUCCAGGCCGCCAAGGGCAUGCACUUCCUCCACUCGUCGGACAUCGUGCACCGCGACCUCAAGUCGCUCAACCUGCUGCUCGACAACAAGUGGAACGUCAAGGUCUCCGACUUUGGCCUCACGGCGAUCAAGGACUCCAUCGGCAAGGGAGGCGACAAAGCCCUCGUGUGCAGCGUGCCGUGGACCGCGCCCGAAGUGCUCCAGGACGAGGUCGGCGAGGACGUUGACUACACCAUGGCCGACGUCUACAGCUUCGGCAUCGUCCUCUGGGAGACGAAGGACUACUCCGCGGACAGCAGGGACAAGGAGAUGGGCCUGUGCUCCUCCAACUGCUGCCCUUGGAUCGUCGACAGCCGCCGCAUCAGCCUGGGCGAAUCGCUGGGCGAGGGCAACUACGGGCGGGUCUACAGGGGCACCUACAACGGCAAGCCCGUCGCUGUCAAGCGCCUCUUCAACUCACGUCUGGACGACCGCGGGAUGCUCAUGCUACGCCGUGAGGCCGCCAUCCUUUCCGAUCUGGUGCAUCCCAACAUCGUGCAACUCAUCGGGCUCUCGCUCAGCGAAGGCAACCUGAUCCUAGUCAUGGAACUCGUGGAGAGGGGAAGCUUGCACUACGUCCUCGCCGACAGGUCCCUCAAGCUGUCCUGGCCGAAGCGCCUGUCAAUGCUCCGGGACGCCGCUCUGGGCAUCAACUACCUCCACUCCCUCGGGGUGAUCCACCGCGACCUCAAGUCCCACAACCUGCUCGUCGACGAGAACUGGGGCGUCAAGGUGGGCGACUUCGGGUUCGCCACGGCCAAGCAGGACAACGCCACCAUGACCCGCUGCGGCACGCCCUCCUGGACGGCGCCGGAGAUCUUGUCUCCGCCGCCCGGAGGGGCCAAGUACGACGAGUCGGUCGACGUGUACUCGUUCGGUAUCGUCAUGUGGGAAGUGCUCACCAGGCGCGCGCCCUACCACGAAAAGAACGCAGUCUGCGUGGCGGUGGACGUCAUCCAGGGCCAACGGCCCCCCAUCCCUCCCGAUACCGACAAGCAGUUCGCCCAGCUGAUGCAGCGGUGCUGGGACGCCUCCCCCCGAAAGCGCCCCUCGAUGGACGAGAUCAUGGCCUACCUCAACUCCGCCCUCGACAAGAUAGAAGUGUAA